CUGAAGUUGGAGCGUUCUCUACAGCUCUCAUGUCUUUAUGUAGUUUUUGGAUUCAAGAAAUGCUUUUUAAAAAGAAAACUGUAAUGCUUGUUAAGUAGCAGCAGCUACAGUGCUCUGUGCUUAGAGAGGUGCAGUGAUUAAGAUUUCAGAAUGUUAUGUAUUGAAUGAAAUACCACCUUUCCUUUGGCUUUUUUUGUCCAAGGCAAACUAGACCCCUAUCUUCUGUUUCCUCAGUAGAAAAUGACAAACAUUUAAUAAUCUUCAAAAUUCAUGGCUUCAGUUUGAGAACGAGGUUGACGUAUUCAGGGUCUUCCUUCAGCUCCAGCACACCAUGUACAUAUAUCUUUUGGGAGUGGGGCUAAAGUUAGGCAUAGACACUCUUCUUCACCCUCAGCCCUGGGUGCCAUUUCCUGUGUGGAGCACAGCAGUGCUGACUUAACCUGGAAGUACGCCAUACCAGAGAGGUGAGAGCCUCUGGGAAAACUCACUCACAACCCUUGGAAAUGCAAGAAGACGUGGGUCAGUCACCAGAUUGACUAGAAAAGUCCUGAACCCUGAGAAUGUGUUGAAAGGAGCCCCCGGUCUCCGGCUUCCACUUUCCAAUGUUGGCAUAUGUCCCCAAGGCCUCUUAGAGGUUCCGAUCUGCCACCCAUGUUAAAGAUAACUCAGGUACAAGAAGGUGGACUAGAUAAUAAUAAGACAUAGUCAUAGAAAUGGCUUAUUUAGAUUCCAUGAGGUAAUUAUAUAAGCUGCAUUUUAAAGCAUUUAUUGCGAUCUUGUAACCUUGUAACCUGUUCAGUAAUUUUACAGUGCUGGGGAAAAAAUUAUUUUUCCUUUAUUUAACAUUGAAACCAAGGAGGUGGAAGGCUAUGCCUUAUGAUAAUACUGAGAAGCACACAUGCUACAAAAUGCUGAGGGCCAGCAAGUGAGUCAGUGCGUAAAGCAAUCCCCAGCAAGCUUGAUGAAGUAAGUGAGUUUGAUCUUUAAAACCCAUGAUGGAAGGAAAGAAAUGACUCCUGAAAAUUGUCUUCUGACCAGCACAAGGACAUCAUGGAUUGUGAACAUCUGCAUUCAUACACAUACAUGUACACAUACAUAGCAAUAACAAAAAGUAAAAAUGUUAGUUGUCUUUUUUUUUUUCAACAAGAAGCCACAACUUUAUUAGUGAUAGAAACAGUACAAAUUUUAAACCAAGCUGUAGUUCCACUUUUCAAACACCAAAAAGGGGGGAAAGGGGGAGGAGGGUGUCCUUGCUGUCAGAUAAUUACAUUGUUAGUUGAGUUUUAUGACUUUGUGAGAGCCCCAACUCUGGCUUCUUCAGGGUUUUGUUUGUUUGUUGUUUCCUAGCCUCACUUGAGAUGGGACAAUAACAUUAAUUAGCGGCAGGAACUGGGCGGAGUUAUGGUGCUGCUUCCAUGUUAGGCAUGACGUCUCUUGGCAGACAUGAUAGUGCCGGCCUUUAAUCUCAGCAUUCAGAAGGCAGGAGGCAGGAAGAUCUCAAAGUUCCAGGCCAUCGAGGAACAUACUGAGAUCUUUUCUCAAAAACAUUAAAAAACAACAACAACAAAAGAUGUAUCACCCAGAAUUAAAUGUGGUUGGAGAGCUGGGGUGAAGACUUUAGGUCUUCAAAGCCAGGCCUGGGCUACACAGUAAGGGCUUCUGACGCUCAGUAAGAGGUAGUUCCUUCUCUCCUGGGAUCCUAGGGACUAAAGCCCCAAAGAUGCUCAGGUUCUGCUUAGUCCUUCAGGGUAUGUUGGCCCUUAUUCCAGACUAAACAGACUGUUUUAGGUUUUUCUUUUCUUUUUUUCUUUUCUUUCCCUCCCUCCCUUCCCCCCUUUCUUUCUUACUUUAUUUCUUUCUUUUAGUUUUUUCAAGAUAAGGUUUUUCUAUGUAGUGCUGGCUAUCCUGGAACUCAUUCUGUAGACCAGGCUGGCCUCAAACUCAGAGAUCUGUCUGCCUUAGCCUUUCCAGUGCUGGGAUUAAAUUAAAGGCAUGCACCACCACCACUUGUUGGUUAUUCUUUCUUAAUCUUCCAUAAGUCCCAGGUCAUUUAAAAAGGCUAUAGUUUAUAUUUUAUAGAGAUUUGUUUAAAAGAGACGAUGAGGGCUGGAGACAUGGUUCAGUGGUUAAACUCACUUGGUUGCUCACAACUGCCUGUAACUCCAGUUGUAAGGGAUCCAAUACCUGACCCCUGUGACCACUUACACACAUACACACACACACACACACACACACACACACACACACACUCUUAAAAAGAAGACAUUGUAAAUGUUUCAAAUACUUAUCUGUCAUUUCACACCACCUUCUCUAUGCAUUUCACUAAUCACUAAUUUAGUUUUAUCUACAAAAACUCAUGGGCCCAGACUCAGAGCACAACAAUGUGCCACUCUGUUUCACCUCACAUGUGAGCCUCUGUUGCUGGAGUUUAGUCAAAUUCAUUUUUCUUAUUAUUUGAGGAGUCUUUUACUAAGAACUUGCCAAAAUAAAGUCUGCUAAGUCAAUUUGUUCUGUGUGAUGGUUUUAGUGAACUUAGAGACAGAAACUUGUACUAGUUCGGAAUAAUAGGUAACUCAAAGUAGAUACCCUGUGAGUGCUGGGGAUUGAGCCAAAGGCCUCACCUGUGCUCCAUGAGGAUGCUGCCACUGAACUCCAGCCCUAAAGUAGGUUUUUCUUUUUUCUUUUUUUUUUUUUUUUUUUUUUUUUUUUGGGUUCUUUUUUUUUCGGAGCUGGGGACCGAACCCAGGGCCUUGCGCUUCCUAGGUAAGCGCUCUACCACUGAGCUAAAUCCCCAGCCCCCUAAAGUAGGUUUUUCAACCUAAAGUUACACAGUAGUCACCCUAUGCUCCAACAUUGUGCAUUUGCUGCUCACUGUGUAGUCCUGUACUCACUAUGUAGACCAGUCUGGCACUGAAUCAGACCUGCCUUCAUGCUAGUAGUGCUAGCAUGAACUACUGAAAACACGGUUCCAUUUUCUUAUCAAGACCCUAAGACAGAACCUUCUGAAGAUCAAAACUGUAACAGGAACAUUUGCUACUUUCAUAGUCUGACUUAAGUUGUAAAACCAAACUAAGGACAGUAGAAGAGAAUUUGCCAAGCAUACUAAACCCUGGACAAAAACAAGUAAGCAAACAAAAAAAAAAAAAAAUUCCUUAAGCUACAAAACCAAAGGCAUUGCUCCUGGGAAGACUCCUAUUCUCCAUAGUUCAUCAGUUUGGUUUUUUUUUUUUCUUAAUUUGUUUGCUCUGCAAAACAAAACAAAACCAAACAACAACAACAAAAACCCAACCAAAUCCAUAAAGCCCUAAGUAUGAUUUGUGUCAAUUCUUUGUUUUUGUUUUUGAAGCCUGGCAUCAAGUGUAGUGCUUGCUUUCAAGUAGCUUCUAAGUAGUGGACAAGAAAGAAGUGAAAAUGGAAGUCCUCUAUUCUCUUAUCUUAGCUGGCAGAACUUAUAUAUUUUUUUUUAAUUUAUUUAUUAUAUAUAAGUACACUGUAGGUGUCUUCAGAUACACCAGAAGAGGGCAUCAGAUCUCUUUACAGAUGGUUGUGAGCCACCAUGUGGUUGCUGGGAAUUGAACUCAUGACCUCUGAAAGAGCAGUCGGGUGCUCUUAACCGCUGAGCCAUCUCUCCAGCCCCAGAACUUAUAUUUUAAUACAUUUUUUUUCUUUUCUUUUUUUCGGAGCUGGGGACAGAACCCAGGGCCUUGUGCUUGCUAGCCAAGCGCUCUACCACUGAGCUAAAUCCCCAACCCCUAUUUUAAUACAUUUUUAUCUUUAAGACUAGGUCAAUAAAAAGAAAAUCUUUACAGGGACAGGGGAGACAGCUUAGUGAUUAAGACAACUUAUACAUGUAGAGGAUCCAGGCUCAGUUCCUAGCACCCACAUGAUGGCUCACAGUCAAGUUUAAUUCCAGUCUAGGGAAUCCAGCACCUUCUAGCCUCAACAGUCAUUGGACACACAUGUUCAGAUCCACACACGUGUACACACAUGAUUAAAAUAGAAGCAUAGAAUAAUAAAAAAAAUUUUUUUUUUUUUUUUUUUUGGUUCUUUUUUUCGGAGCUGGGGACCGAACCCAGGGCCUUGCGCUUCCUAGGUAAGCGCUCUACCACUGAGCUAAAUCCCCAGCAUAAAAAAAAAUUUAAGACUGCACAUAAAUAUUAAAUAGGGCCAUCGAGAGGCUCGGCGAAUAAAAGCAUUUGCCAUGCUAAUCUGACUGCCUGAGCUGAAUCUCUGGAACCCACAGUGGAAGGAGAGAGUCAGUUGCCAAAGAUCGAUUAUUUUUGGGCCUCCAGCACCCACAUAGACAAUAAAAUAACUAAUGUUAAAAUUUAGUAAACUUUCAAGUUAGUUGAAGGAAAAUGUAAAGUUGUACUCAAUGUUUAAGCAGUGUAUUUUAAUACCUGCUUAAAUAAAUUGUGUCACUAAAAUAAAUUAUUACACAUUCUAAAAUCCCAAUUUGCUUUCUGUUUGAACAGUCUUUGGGACUCACACACAGAAGGUGUCUGCUUGGUGCACCUUAGGUGGUGUCUGCCUUUGCAUGAGUUCAUGGCCAUCUGCCUUCCUGCUUGGAGAUUUCCUCUCCUUUCUCCUGAGUUCCAGCUCAUUCUGUACUGAGGAAAUAGAACAUGGGACUACAGAAGUCCAUCUUGUCUUUGUGAUGGUGCUCUUAUGGUAUAAAUCAUAGGUUCCACUUGGAACAGGAUCGGGUGAGUGGGUGUGGGAAAAGGAGCAAUAGAAUUUAUGUCCAUGUAUUGUAACAAUAUGUUUAAAAGGAGUUGUAUUUUUAGGUAAAGUGACUUGUUUUGGAGAGCACCAUUAGACAGGGAAAGGACUUCUGUGAGCUAACAGCCUUUUAACUGUCUCCCUAAGGUACAGUUAGAGCAGUAACAGCACAGGAGUGACUAUAGCCAUUUAGGGUUUUGUACAGGUCAAAUCCCGUUACAGCAAAGUUCAUAGGAUGUGAAAAUUCUUCAUUUGUUCUGACAUUCUAUAGUGUGUUAGCAUGUAAUUAUCAGACAAUAGAACUUGUUUCGUUCAUAAAUUUCCUUGAAUGAAAAAAAAAAAGUACAAAGACCUUUAAAGAGACAUUUAGCCCCAUUUGGUCUCUUCAUGUGCAGCUAGUUCCCCAUCCUGGCGUUGGCGGCUAGUCCGCUCUGAGGCACUUGGUGACUCCUUGAGCAUGUUUGCCAUGUGCAGCACAGUGCAGUGCGUGCUUGCCUACACCAACCACAGCAAAGAAGCAUCAGGACUUUUUUGUGUGCUUUGAGGGAGCACUGACAGUAGAAAAGCAGAGCCCAUCAUUCAUUAGGAAUCCAUAGAUCCCUUGGGAUGGACUGCUGUGUUUGUCCACACAAUGGGGUCAGUGCCAGAGUGCCCUGGGUAUAAGAAGCGGUAAAGCUUUCUGAUCCCGAGUCACUCUGUCCUCAGGCUGACACACUGUCACCAAAGGGCAAGAACUAUUGGUAUAUUUUAGGUUUUUUACCUUUCAUUGUAACGGGAUUUAACCUGUAACAUCUAGAUUUUCAUCAGGGAAAUGCAGAUUACACAAAUGAAAAUAGCACACCAUGUUUGUACUGACUGUUCUGUUCAGAUGCACUCACCCGCAUGUUAUGAUUACUAUUGUAUAUGUGUAAGCACCAGUGUUAGGAGCCUUUGCAGAUAGCUUUAUGAACAUGGAUGUUUAUAUUGUCUGCUUUUAUAAAGAAGUAAGAUAAAUGUAUCUUUUAUACCAAACACAUUAAGAUAUCUGUUGGAAUAUUAUUUGGUAUAUGAUGGUGAGAGCGGUUGCUUUAUCAAAGGGUGUUUUGAAUGCUGCUAGAGUAGCUGGUGUUGCUUAACGUGGCAUUUUUUUUUCCUGUCCACACUUUCCACCCUUGGUACAGGUGUUUUUGAUAAAGCUGUGGAAUGGCAAGGUAUGUUUUUAUGGGAUGUUCAAGAAUCUGUUAGCUUAAAAUUCUUUUAUGGAGGUUUCCUUUACAGGAUUCCUUUUGGGUUUGGCUCAAGUAAAUCUGAUGUAAUUGUAAGAACUGUUUUGAAGGCAGGUGACUGUACAAUUUUGACAAAACUCUUAUAUUUCUGGUUUUAUUUUUUUCCCUUCCCAUUAUUAACUAAGACAGUGUUUCAGUUUUAAAGCACUUGGGGUGGGGGGAGCUUUAAGAAAUAGCCCAAGUUCUUAACCCCAGUCCAUGAUCCAGUCUGUUGUUAUUGUUAGAAGCCUGGUUGCCAGUAAUUUGUAAUUUCAUUAAGGAAACUGAUGUAAAAGUAGCUCCUAAUGUGUCAGUUAUCAGCUAAUCCUAGGGCUUUCUUAAAUGCACAGUCCUCUAUUUACAAGAGGAAGAGUUGAGAUUGAACUUCGACUGGUUGGAGCCGAGGGCUAGUCUGGUCAAGUGGCAGGUGCAUAGAGCUCACCCUAGCCUUAUCACCUGCUUACUGCUGUCCUCUCUGUUCAUGUUCUCUGCUGCCUGCAGCCCUCCACAGGCGUGUUGACAUUCCUGUUUUGCAGGUUCGCUUGAGAGAACCACAUAGCUAAAUCAGGCAGAGCUUUAGAAGGCCCGAUUGGAAGAGAGCACUCUCUAGUGACUUUCCUCUAACAAUGAAAUUGUGAAAGGUACAUGGGGACUGCCAUGAGAGGCACAGCUAUUUGGUCUCAGCAGUACAACCCUUUCCUUGUAAAAUGAUGAAGUAUUUGAAGGUUUCGGCACAAGUGCUGGAGACUGCUGGUGCCUUUAGACUACGCUGGUCACCUGGGGGGCCAGAAGCCCUUGUUAAAUAUCUGAGGUGUUUUGUGAACACCCGUUCUGUGGUUGCAAAGUUAGUGUCUGCUCAGAGUGCUCCAUCUCACCGGAAGUGUUUGCUUUUUCUCAUUCAUAGAGGUCCUGUAAUAAAGAGGGAUCCGAACAAGCUCAGAAUGAAAAUGAAUUUCAAUUUCCACUGUAGGAGGCGCCGAGGAGACUGCUCCCAGCCUACAGGGGAGAGGACUACAGCAGAGGACAGACACCUUGAGGGCCUUCGCUUGAGCUCCCCUGAGAGUCUCUGCAGUAUCGGUCUUCAGGGGGCUGAAGCAAUGGUUCUGGAGAGUGUUAUGUUUGCCAUUCUUGCAGAGAGGUCACUUGGGCCAAAACUCUAUGGCAUCUUUCCGCAAGGCCGACUGGAGCAGUUUAUCCCGAGCCGGCGAUUGGACACUGAAGAAUUAUGUUUACCAGAUAUUUCUGCAGAAAUAGCUGAAAAAAUGGCCACAUUUCAUGGUAUGAAAAUGCCAUUCAAUAAGGAACCAAAAUGGCUUUUUGGAACAAUGGAAAAAUACCUGAAUCAAGUACUAAGACUUAAAUUCAGCAGGGAGGCCAGAGUUCAACAACUGCACAAGUUCCUCUCUUACAAUCUGCCUCUCGAGCUUGAGAACCUGAGGUCAUUGCUGCAGUAUACUAGAUCCCCAGUUGUGUUUUGUCAUAAUGACUGUCAAGAAGGUAAUAUCUUAUUGUUGGAAGGCCAAGAGAAUUCUGAAAAGCAGAAGUUGAUGCUCAUUGACUUUGAAUACAGCAGUUACAAUUACAGGGGAUUUGACAUUGGAAAUCAUUUCUGUGAAUGGAUGUAUGAUUAUACCUAUGAAAAGUAUCCUUUCUUCAGAGCAAACAUUCAGAAGUAUCCUACCCGAAAACAACAGCUCCAUUUUAUUUCAAGUUACUUGACUACAUUCCAAAAUGAUUUUGAAAGCCUCAGCAGUGAAGAGCAGUCUGCUACAAAAGAAGACAUGUUGCUUGAAGUCAACAGAUUUGCCCUUGCCUCUCAUUUCCUCUGGGGACUUUGGUCCAUUGUACAGGCCAAGAUCUCAUCCAUUGAAUUUGGGUACAUGGAAUAUGCCCAAGCCAGGUUCGAUGCCUACUUUGACCAGAAGAGGAAGCUUGGUGUGUGAAUGGAUGGCUCCACUCUUCACCACUGGACUGCAGGAGGUGGCUGCACCAGGCCCUCAGUGGAGCGCUGCUGUGACCACUGCCCUGGGCAGAAGGCCUGGACGUCUCACUACUGAGCACCGAUGUGUAUGAUACUACAGACUAUAUUAAAGUGGAGUAACAUUUCUUUCAUCUUUGUUUACACUCUCACUAGGACUCUGAACCAUGAUUGGAAGCAGAAAUAUAGUGUGAUAGUGCAAUAGCUCAGACCCCGCCUAAGCGGGAGGCCUUUCAGCUACAUGGCUACAGCUUCAGCCACUUAGGCCCCAGCCAGACAGAGCAGUGCUGUGUGGGUACUGAGUGCUGACUUAGGAUAUUAAUGUGCUGCAACACGUUCAUGACCAGGCUUUGAAGGUGACAGUCUGACAAUGUGUUGGAGACACUCUGAAGGGCAAGUGAACAGACAUACUGUGAAAUGGCUCGACAGGAGGAGCCUGAAUUGUGGGGUCUGUGGAGGCAGCCAGCUGUUUCUGUACAGGGUACACUUGACUAUGGGUAUGCAUCUGCAGGCAGUAGCUGCAGCCCUCCUGUGCCUGUGUACACAUGACUACAGGGGCCAGUGUCACUGACUGGCCAUAACUGCAGUGUCUCCUAACUGGGUGUGCUUUAUGCUUCAGCUUCCCGGGGAGGAGCAGUGGAGCCAGCUUCCUCACCCCUUCUUGCCUUCUCUCUGCCUGACCUGGAACUUGGGCUUUCGCCCAUUGCCCUCUGAAGCUGCUUCCCAUCUGAUGUCACUGGGAGACAGCAGCUGUAUGUGUGGGGUAUUGGGGUGCAGGUAGAUUAGAGCUGUGAAAUCCAUGUACAUUAAUACCCAAUGGGAUAAACCUAGAAUUUUUUUUUUUUACUCUGAACUCUGAAUUGUUUUGUGCACAUAUUUCUGCUACCACCGAAACUGUAUUAUACAGAUAAAUAAACAACUUGAAACUUA
This is a messenger RNA of Rattus norvegicus (Norway rat), 8874 nucleotides long. It is a transcript of the gene Chka, whose product is annotated as choline kinase alpha. Lineage: Eukaryota; Metazoa; Chordata; Mammalia; Rodentia; Muridae. Gene Ontology annotation, molecular function: ethanolamine kinase activity; choline kinase activity; protein tyrosine kinase activity. Gene Ontology annotation, biological process: phosphatidylethanolamine biosynthetic process; phosphatidylcholine biosynthetic process. The record is from RefSeq and is a predicted model, not a curated record. Gene Ontology annotation, cellular component: lipid droplet; cytosol.